AUGAGUCGUUCCUCCCCGGAANAUGGGGUGGAGAUUUCUGCAAAUUCUCUUCAUCCUGGAGCAAUUACCACCAAUCUUUUCUGUCAUACUCCAAUAAACGGUAUAAUUAAUGUUAUUGGUAGACUCGUUUUUAAAAACGUCCCGCAGGGAGCAGCAACAACAUGCUAUGUAGCAUUACACCCACAAGUGAAGGGAGUUAGCGGCAAGUAUUUUUCAGAGAGUAAUGUUGCCCAACCAACCUCACUUGGGACUGAUGCUGAUUUGGCCAAGAAACUUUGGGAUUUCAGCUUGAAAUUGACCAAGUAA
This is a messenger RNA of Vigna umbellata (rice bean), 306 nucleotides long. NCBI's taxonomy places the organism in Eukaryota, Viridiplantae, Streptophyta, Magnoliopsida, Fabales, Fabaceae. The record is from RefSeq and is a predicted model, not a curated record.